AUGGUGGCUUCGUCAUCACCAUUCGGUCUCUCCAAGGGUGCGCUAGAGCGGCGCAUCAACAAUCAAAUUCCACGGAAACGCCACACUCCAUAUUCUGUCACUAAGAACUACACUCGCAUCCCACCAAAGCAAGUUGCCCACCCCAAGCCCAAGCCGACACCUGUGAAGUCGAGCGCAAAGAUAGACAUAUCUCGUGUACCACAGAAUAGACCCGAGAGGAGAGGUACGGAUCGCACGCACAUCACCGGGACGAGCAGCCAUGGAAUCAACCAAUGGUCCGCUCGUCGCAUCCUCGCAUCGCGCACGCACCCUUUCAACCCUUCGAAGACUCAAUACAAAGUGCAGUGGGACACCACAUGGGAGGAUGCGAGAGAAAUCACUGGUCUAGCAGCUACAGAAUGGAAAGAAGCGGCGCAUGGCGGUAGCACGUUUCGGUUCAGGGCACAAGAUGGGGGUGAGUGGACAGUGCUAAAAGACGCGACUUCUCUAGAGAAUGACAGCGAAGAAUCUCAGUGGGAGAUGUGGAGGGCGAUCCGACGCAACGCUGUGAAAGAGCUGGAGAAAGACUGUUUCGCUGCACUGAAAGAUAAGGAGUUUGUGUUUGCUAGCGAAGCGGAGGAGCUGGCAGUGAGACAAAUCUUGAAAGAAAGAUGGCCGGAAGAUGAUAUCUCGGCAAGGAAUGUCCUUCGGGCUGCUCGAACUCAACUGAGCAAUGAUCCGGAGUUGCUUGAAACAGAAAUUUCAUUCGGCGACGUCAAGAUCCGCUUCGUAGUCCAGCUCGAUCCGUCGAUGGAUACAGGAGAUGACAAAGAAGGGUUGCAUCAAGAGCAACGUACGGCAUUCACCGUAGUAGAGAUCGUCCGAGCCAUGAUACCCAAAUUACUAGAUGGUCUCGAUGAUGAUGCAUUUAGCAAGGGCAAUGCACACCAAAGUUGGUCUCGGUGGUGUGCGGUGCUCAAGUCACUCAUACGGAAAGCUCCAUUCAUGUUCAAGAGCGGCACAUGGCUGCAGCUGUUUGCUUUUUUAGUGCUCGGGAGUGAAGACUUUCGAGGAGAGCUUGCAUCGGUGGGCAUCAAGGUGCAGGACGACUGGUGCCAACGAGCCCGCGAGUACGACAUGCAUAUGUAUUACGAUCAGAUAGUCGAUGACCGCUCGACACACGAGAUACAGGAGACCUUCCUUAAUCUACGAGAUUUCUUCCGGGACAUAGGAACGGAUAAGGAGCUGGCGCUAGAGUCUGGACUAGAUGGGAAUUCGACGACAUCUGGAUCCAUGGUUUGCGGAGACCUAAAGCAUGAAAGCAUGGCAUUCAAUCAGCAGUCUUCAGCACCAGGAUAG
Molecule: messenger RNA, 1338 nt
Organism: Didymosphaeria variabile
Lineage: Eukaryota; Fungi; Ascomycota; Dothideomycetes; Pleosporales; Didymosphaeriaceae
Exons: 1
Coding region: 1-1338 (445 amino acids)
Source: RefSeq, a predicted model, not a curated record